UUAAAUAAUUCUAGAAGAAAAUAUUGAUAGAGUUACAAGAUUAAAUUUGUAGCCACCAGAAUUUUCUGUUUAAUUACAGUUAUUACUCCUUUAGUUUUUCUGUAGUUAUAUUAAUGAUAUUUCUAGUGUAGUACUAAGGAAUUUCUUUCAAUAUCCAGGUAUAAAAAUACAGUUGAACAAAUCUUUUUUAGUUUUCAUACUUGUUCUGGUAUUAACCCAAGAAAUUAACUAAAUUGUAUUAUAUGACACCAACUACCUGGAUAAAAGAGAAAUUUGUUUCUCAGAUGUUUUCUCUCAAGUCAAAAUGUAAAUAUUUGAAACUGAGUUAAUUGUCUACAUUUUUAAAAGAUUUUUUUGAAAGAGUGACACAGAGAGGGAGAGACAGACAGAUCUUCCAUUCUCUGGUUCACUUCCCAAAUGCCGCAACAGCCAGAUCUGGACCAGGCCAAAACCAAGGCCCCAGGAUUCUAUCUGGGUCUCCCUCAUGGGUGGCAGUGACCCAAGUACUUGGGCCAUUAACCACUGCUUUCCCAAAUACAUCAGCAGGGAGCUGGAUUAGAAGUGGAGCAGCUGGGAUGUGAACAAUGUGGGAUGCCAGAGUCAUAGGUGCUGGCUUAUCCUGCUGCACCACAGCACCAGCUCCAAGCUGAAUUUAGGUUUUUAGCAUUAGUGUACACAGUCUAAGUAUAGCAGAAACAUUUUUUGCUGUAAUGUAUCACUGAGACCUAUUAAAGUAUUUACAGUAGGUUACAUAAUGGAAAAAGUGCAUAUUUUGUUAUGUAUACACUGGUGUCUGAUUCUGAUAAUACUCAUUAAUAUUAAGAACCUUUAAGAAAACAUUCAGAAAUUUAUUUUUUUAUACUUUUAUUUUUACUAUCUUGAGUAGGUGAUAUAUUUUCCUUUAAGGUCCAUGUUACCCAAUAUUGUACUAGUUAAUUUGAAAUUAUGUAUAUUUAUAUAUUAUGUAUAGAAUAUUUGUGUAACACAUAAGAUUCAUGAAUACUGAUCGAAGUAUCAUUGUUAGCAUUUCUAUAAAUAAAGGGAUGUAAAAUGUGUGUUUUUCUAGUCAGCACCAUGACCCUCUAUAUGAUGUUCUUUUAUAUUAACUGUCUUGAAGGUUUUAUGUCUUGGAGGUUUUUUUCUAUUCUGGCAGCGUUUUUAUAUUGGUAUCUAUUGAUGAUAUAGAUUAUUGCAUGAUUAUCAUUUCUAAUUAACCACUCAUUUAAGAUUACUAACAAUUUUGGUGUCUUGCCUUUGUCAAAGACAUGUAUAUGCAUACUUGUGGGCAAUAUCCUCCCUUGUCUCCUCAAGAGAUGGACUUGGACUCAGGAAGUGCAGUAAAAGCAAGACUUUGUGAUUGGUCUUGCAAGAUCAGGUGUAUGAUGACACCCUGCAUUCCCCAGGACUCCAACAUGCUCCCCAAUGCAUGCAGUCUCCCGUAAUAGAGAUUUGUUGCACACCACCCAAGUUUUCCUUUGAGCUCAACCCCCCAUAGUGGAGGCUUGCAGACCCCAAGACCAGAUUAUCCAUCUCCUGUCAUUUCUCUCAUGUAAGAAUGAAACACUUCCCCCAUAUCUAGGCUAUAUCUUAGUCAUACACUCUUUUUUUUUUUUUUGGACAGGCAGAAUGGACAAUGAGAGAGAGACAGAGAGUAAGGUCUUCCUUUUCCGUUGGUUCACCCCACAAUGGCCGCUGUGGUUGGUGCACCACGCUGAUCCAAAGCCAGGAGCCAGGUGCUUCUCCUGUUGUUCUCCCAUGCCGGUGCAGUGCCCAAGGACUUGGGCCAUCCUCCACUGCACUCCCGGGCCACAGCAGAGGGCUGGACUGGAAGAGGAGCAACCGGGACAGAAUCCGGCGCCCCAACUGGGACUAGAACCCGGUGUGCUGGCGCCGCAGGCAGAGGAUUAGCCUAGUGAGCCGCGGCGCCGGCCUCAGUCAUACACUCUUGACUUCCAAAGAUACACAACUACCAUGGCAACACUUACAGUCUAAUUUUUCUUACCUUAGCUCAUGUACAGGUUGCCUGGUUGCCACAGUGCUUGCUUUUUCUCUUCUGUGUUACCUGUACUGUCUUCUGAAUGACAGUUGAGCUUUUCUGUGGCUUCUACGGGGUUACAGGACACCCAGACAGAGCAGGUCACCCAAAAUCAUGUGGGAUGCAUCUCCCACUGUGUCGGAGUCCCAUGCAGGCAUAGAAAUCCCACACAAGUCCCAAAGUUUGUGGGAAACAUUCUUACCUGUCCAUUCAAAAGAUGGACUUGGACUCAGGAAGUGCAGUGAAAAUAAGAUUGUAUUAUAUUAUCCGUCUUGCAAGAUCAGGUGUCUGAAGAGCAGGCACACCUGGAGAAGUUAGAGCAAGCAAUUUGUAUCCUACGAUGGAGGUCCCUCCUGUUCCACAUUGGCUGAGUACUGUGGGGUGUACAAUCUUUCCAGAUGUCACCUAACUUACAAAGUUACCUUCAUCCUUCCUUCUCUGUACUUUAAUUUCCUCUCCUGAGUUGCCUACUCCAUAACAUCCUGUUUGCCCAGUUUGUUUUGCUACAUCAGCAAGUCAGCUAAUAGUAAUUUUCCAUUCUGUGUUGAAAAUGGGCCACUAGACAUUUUCUUACAGUAUGUAUGCAAAUAGGUUGUGAAUUUAAGUUCCAUUUUGAGACUGCUGUUGUUGCCAUUGGUGGUAGUUAUUGAGACUACAUUUGCAAGGUUCAGAAUUCAAAAGGUACCUACAGUUAGAGAGUGUUAAGUCUCACUCAUCUCAGUCAGCAGUUCUUGUUUGAGGUAGCCAUUGUCAUCUCUUCUGUGUGUGACCUUCUAGAGAUAUUUUCUCCAUUUUUAAACAAAUGUGUAUUUAUUUAUAUAGAGACUUGUAGAAAGUUGCCUUAUACAUUAAGAAAUAUUUAAACUUAGAAUUUUUUUACGUAAAAAACAUGGAAUUAUUGGUUAUAUCUCCAGCAUUCUAAAGCAUAUUGCUAUUUGUUUAUAGGCUUGGAAGAGAAAAUUACAUGAUUCUGGCUGAUGGGGGAAGAUGUUUCCUUCCUUUCUUGGGCAUAGGACUAUCCCUUUGCUCGAUUUUGAAAUUAGCCAGUAUUUUCUUUGCUCCUCUUUUUAAAGUCUCUGCCCUAAUUUUUUUAGUGCCCAAGCCCCUAGUAUCUAAAUUGAUCACUCUUUUUUUUCUUUUUCUUUUUUUGACAGGCAGAGUGGACAGUGAGAGAGAGAGACAGAGAGAAAGGUCUUCCUUUGCCGUUGGUUCAUCCUCCAAUGGCCGCCGCAGCCGGCACACCGCGCUGAUAAAUUGAUCACUCUUUAUUCAGAUCUCUUCUGUCUCCAGAAAUGCUCUAUGCUACCAAGUUACCUGUUUGUCUUCAUCCCCCAACUAAAUUUGGCCGAAGGUGGACCAAAAUUGCAAAGUUAAUUGGAAGCCGCACUGUUUUACAAGUGAAGAGUUAUGCCAGACAAUACUUUAAAAAUAAGGUAAAAUGGGGUCCGGAGAAAGAAACACCAAAUCAGAAAAGUAGCAGUGAUCUUCAAGUUAAAAGUGAAGACAAAGGGACAGAGGCAUGGAUACCAUCAUGUUUAAGGGGACAUGCUGAUCCCAACUUGAAUGCUGUAAAAAUUGAAAAAUUGUCUGAUGAUGAAGAAGUAGACAUCACAGACGAGGUGGAUGAAUUCACUUCUGAAGCACCCCAGAAGAAUUCUAACAGUGGUCUCUUAUUAGACAUUAUUCCUAGUAGUAGUAGUAUGCAUGAAACCAAUCAAGGAGAAUGCAUUGCAUCUGAUAGCCAGGAAGACCCCUUUUUUAAAUCUUCCGGGGAAUAUCUUAAGAAUCUAAAGCAAGAUGAAAUGGAAACACUUUCAGGCUCACAGAUUACAUUACAGACUGACAAACCGAGCAACAAUGACAAAAAAUCAGUUGAAUUAAAAGAUGAGAAAUGUAAUAAACCAAUUCAGAACUAUAACGGGCAUGAUGGAAAUGGACUGAUAGAUGAUGCGAGUCAGUGGCCUUCUCUUGAGACUUGUGAAAAUAAAGAUUUGAGUGACAAUGAAAUGCUUUUUCAUUCUUCUUGUCAUGUUGUGGAAGAAAGCCACGAGGAAGAAGAGCUUAAGCCACCAGAACAAGAAGUAGAAAUAGAUAGAAAUACCAUUCAAGAAGAAGAAAAACAAGCAAUUCCUGAGUUUUUUGAGGGGCGUCAAGCUAAAACACCAGAACGCUAUUUGAAAAUUAGAAAUUACAUUUUGGAUCAGUGGGAGAUAUGCAAACCGAAAUACUUAAAUAAGACCUCAGUACGUCCUGGCCUGAAGAACUGUGGGGAUGUUAAUUGUAUUGGACGGAUUCAUACAUACCUCGAAUUGAUAGGAGCAAUCAAUUUUGGAUGUGAACAGGCUGUAUAUAAUAGGCCACAACCAGUUGAUAAAGUGCGAAUCAGAGACAGAAAAGAUACUGUAGAAGCGUACCAACUUGCCCAGCGUCUGCAGUCUAUGCGCACAAGAAGGCGUAGGGUCCGAGACCCAUGGGGAAACUGGUGUGAUGCAAAGGACUUAGAAGGACAGACAUUUGAGCAUCUCUCUGCUGAGGAAUUGGCAAAAAGAAGAGAAGAGGAAAAAUGCAAACCUGUUAAAUCUUCAAAAGUGUCAAGAGCAACAAAAAGCUCAUUUGAUCCUUUCCAACUGAUACCUUGUAAUUUUUUCAGUGAAGAAAAACAGGAGCCAUUUCAGGUGAAAGUGGCUUCAGAAGCUCUUUUAAUAAUGGAUUUGCAUGCUCAUGUUUCCAUGGCAGAAGUAAUUGGCCUAUUGGGCGGAAGAUACUCAGAAGGUGAUAAGAUAGUUGAAGUCUGUGCAGCAGAACCAUGUAACAGUCUGAGUACAGGACUACAAUGUGAAAUGGAUCCUGUAUCACAAACACAGGCCUCAGAAGCAUUGGCUGUUAGAGGCUACAGUGUGAUUGGAUGGUAUCAUUCACAUCCUGCGUUUGAUCCUAAUCCUUCCUUACGAGAUAUUGACACGCAAGCCAAAUACCAGACUUACUUCUCCAGAGGAGGUGCAAAGUUCAUUGGAAUGAUUGUUAGUCCCUAUAAUCGAAACAAUCCUUUACCAUAUUCUCAGAUUACCUGCCUUGUUAUAAGUGAGGAAAUGAGCCAAGAUGGCUCUUACCGUUUACCUUACAAAUUUGAAGUACAACAGAUGUUAGAAGAACCUCGGUGGGGAUUAGUGUUUGAAAAGACAAGAUGGAUAAUAGAAAAAUACAGGCUCUCCCAUAGCAGUGUCCCCAUGGAUAGAAUCUUUCGCCGGGAUUCUGACCUGACUUGUUUGCAGAAACUUUUGGAAUGUCUGAGGAAAACUCUGAGCAAAGUAGCCAAUUGCUUCAUUGCUGAAGAAUUCUUGACUCAAAUAGAAAACUUGUUCCUUGCCAAUUAUAAAAGCAAGCAAGAAAAUGGAGUGUCUCCAGAGAACUGUACAAAGGAACUAUUAAUGUAAUUAUUUUAAAAUAAGACAUUUUAAUCUUGAUAAUGAUAGAACCUACUUAACCUUGAAAUCAUUGUAAUUUGGGUAAAAGUGGCACAGUUUUGGUAUUUAUUCUCUAGUUCACAAAAUCCAUACUUUGCCACAUAAAUCAUAUACAAAGGAAGAGAUGUGGGCUUGUUUUAUAUUGUGAUUAUCAGGGUGCUGUGUAAACCAAGGUCUACCACAAUGUUCCAGUCCUGUAUUAUACAACACAAGGCUAUGAAAAUGUAUACAGGUGGUCUGCUUUACUGUUGUGUUCUGAUUGGUGAGUGAAGUGGAUGUCUCUGCUUUUUUAUUUCUUCCCUGAGCUAGUCAUUUAUUAUGUUCCAUUUUGGUAUCUCAUAUCUCAUUAGAAACACUUCCACAUUCCUCUAGUAUGUUCUGAUGAGAUUUGUUUAUUUGUUAUUUGGAGUUGCAAAUGAGAUAUGCUUGAGUGAUCACUGAAAAAAUUAACAUGGUUGAGAACUACUGAUUAAUAAAUCAAACAGCAGGCUGUGUGGGGUCAGGAGAAGCACGUGGAGCAAAUCUUAAAAACAGAAGAGAGACCCAAAGGAAAGAAUCAAAUUGCCAGUUUUUAAUCAUAGGUGUUUUCCUCCAUUUUAUAAAAUAAGCCAUUUUCUCAACUAUUUAAAGCUUUUUUAAAGGAUUUCACAUACAUAAAAUAAUUAUCUUCAACUGCAUGUCCACAUACAUUAGUGUGUGGUAAAACCUCAUUUUACUGGAACUGAUAAUCAUGGCCCUCACACUUAAUGUUUUUCUCACUUAUCAAGAUAAACAGGCAAAUUACCAUAAAGCUUGAAUCAAUCAGAUUUAAUUUUCAAAACAAAAAGGCGUCCAGGACAUAGCAUGUAUUUGGCCCAGUGUCCUAUAUUUUCUGGACCUUAAGUAGAGGUAUGCAGACUUUUUUUAUGUCGAGGUUCAGUUUGUAAACAAUUUUCUGUUUUUCAAGCCACAUAACAGUCUCUAUCAGGUAUUCUUCUUUGUAUUCUUAGAAAGCUGUUUACAAAUUGAAAACCAUUUGUAGUUCAGGAUCCUCAGGAAAUAUAGGAUGCUAGUCGUCAUUUUCUAGUCCCUGAGCUAGGGAAUUUCAGACAUUAGAAUCUUGUUUUGGAUUCAUGAACCUGAGACACCAGCUGAUCUUGUGUCAUCUUCAGAUGAUAACAAGACUCAGAAUUGUGACCCAUAAUUAAGUACAAUUUAAAAUUUAUUGCUGCCUCUUACUGAAAUUUAAUAGAUUUGUUCAUUUUUAUUAAACUUAAUUUACACUAUUUCUCCAAGCAUUCUUACUUGUAACCAUUUCUUUGUAUUCAAGCCAGAUAUGAUUCUGUAGUUCUGUGUUUAUUUGGUUGUAAUCAAUAGCCAAAGCAGAAUAAGGCGGUUUUGGAAGAAGCAUUGAGCCCUUUUUGAGUGACCUGGGUCAACCUUGUGACUUUGGAAAAUACAGUUCAGUUUCACUGGGCCAAAUUUAACUGAGAUGUACAUUAUCUGUUAGUGUCCUUCCAGUUUUAAAAUUGUAUGGUUCAUUGUAAUUAUUGGACUACUCCCCUGUAACUUUAUAUUUAAGGUAGUUCAGUUCCCUAAUUAAUAUUUUAAAAAAAGAUCAUUGGUAUUGUCUAUCUUUCUGUGCAGCUAGGAUAAACAAUGAAAAGUACCUUAUAAUGUAAUUACUGUGAGGUCCAGGAGUGCAAGAGUUUUAUACCAAAACUCUGGGAACCUUAACUCUUGUCUUGAUUCUAUUAUUAGCUUUGCUGUGUGGUUUUGGUCAAAUCUUACAACCUUUCUGAAUGUCAGGCUCCUCACUUGUAAUUGAAGGAUCUGAAUUUUGUGACUUGUUCCUUUCCAAGUGUAAAAGUCUGUGGUUCUGUGGGAGGCAAUAAUUCAUUCCCUUGUGCUCCUCUUUUGACCAUACUUACUUAUUGUACAUUGGGAAACAGACACUAAAAAGUGAUUUUUGUUAGUUUCUUCUUUUUUUAAGAUUUAUUUAUUUAUUUGAAAGGAACAGUUAGAGAGAGAGAGAGAUCUUCUAUCCGCUGAUUCACUCCCCCAAACGGCCGCAAUGGCCAGAGCUGAGUGGAUCCAGAGCCAGGAGCUUCUUUCCCCGGGCUCAUUGUCAGGGAGAUGGAUCACAAGUGGAGCAGUUGAGACUCAAACCGGCGCCCAUAAUGGUGGCUUUACCCAUUGUACCACAACACCAGCCCUGAGAGCACAGUUUUUAAAAUCAUGUUCACUGAGUAUUUUUUUCUGACUAUAGAGUACCUUUGUCUUAUAUAUUUUUAAACGCAGAGAAGUAUAAGUAUAAAUAUCUCAAUUCUUCUAUCUAGAAAACCACAGUUUAAUUAGAUCCUUCCCUUUUUGUUUUAUUUUUGACAGUAUAAUUUUGGACAUUGAACUUUUUUUUUUUUUAAAUAUUUAUUUGAAAGAAUUACACAGAGAGAGGAGAGGUAGAGAGAGAGGUCUUCCACCUGCUGGUUCACUCCCCAGUUGGCCACAGCAGUGGGAGCUGCGCUGAUCUGAAGCCAGGAGCUUCCUCCGACUCUCCCACAUGGAUGCAGGGGCGCAAGGCCUUGGGCCAUCUUUUACUACUUUCCCAGGCCAUAGCAGAGAGCUGGAUUGGAAGUGGAGCAGCCAGGUCUUGAACCAGUGCCCAUAAAGUAUGCCGACAUUGCAGGCGGCGGCUUUACCCACUACACCACAGCGCUGGCCCCUGAACUUUGUUAUUUAUUUGCUUCCCUCCUGCCCCUUUUUUCUCUUGUCAUGUUCCUAAAACAGCUUUGUAACAGUGGGGGUGCACUUUCCUGGCACUGCCAGCCUGGGCAACGCAACAUAGCUGUUGCAAGGCUUCGGAGAAACAGAGACGUCUAGAACCAAGUGGGAGUAACACAGGAGUCAGGUUCUGAAAAACCUACUUCUAAUAACACAGCUGUGGAGAAAGGGCUUGAAAAUACCCAAGUCUCUUCAGCCAGUUUUGUUCUUUCUAUUACUGCACAGUGACUAAAAUAAAGAGCUUAAUCGUUUUUUCUCUUCCUGCCUGGCUAAUGGAAGUUGACACUGAUAUUUAGUUUUCUUUAAAAGUCUGAUUUCAAAGUAGCAUUCAAAAAGAGAAAACUCAGUGAAACAGAUAGUAAUAUCCAACUCUUUCUCCCUCCAUUAUGUUAGCCCUGAGUCACUGUCUUCUAAUUCUUUUAAAUAAUCGUCAGUUUCCUUUCCCACAGUUGGUUUGACCCUCUCCUCAGAGCUGCAUUGCGAUUUUCACAGGCCCAGGCACUUUGCCUUCUUGGUUCCUUUCUUCCAUGCAAAAUAUUACCUUUUCUAAUUGUGUAUGUAUAAAAUGACCUUCUUGCUAUUUUCGAUUAAAACAUUUCUUUCAGUUUAAAAAAGUUCCAUUUUUGUCUCUCAUGAAGCUGAACAAAAUUAGAGCAUUUUUGUGGGCCUUUUUUUAAGAUUGAUUUAUUGAUUUGAAAGAGCUACAGAGAGAGAGCAAGCCGCCAUCUGCUGGUUCCCUCUCCAGAUGGCUGCAACAGCCAGGGUUCGUUCAGACCACAGACAGGAGCCAGAGCUUCAUCCAGGUCUUCAUAUGGGUGCAGGGGCCCAAGCUUUUCCCUGCUUUUUCCACUGUUUUUCCCAGGCCAUUAGCAGGGAACUGGAUCAGAAGUGGAACAGGUGAGAUUCCAGCUGUGCCCAUAUGGGAUGCCGGCUUUUACCUGCUACGCCACGACCACAGUCCCCUUAUGGGUCUCUUGA
Molecule: messenger RNA, 9237 nt
Organism: Oryctolagus cuniculus (rabbit)
Lineage: Eukaryota; Metazoa; Chordata; Mammalia; Lagomorpha; Leporidae
Source: RefSeq, a predicted model, not a curated record